GCUUCAUUCAUUAGAACCCCAAAACUUGAACCCCAUACACAGCCUUUUCAUGUUUCUUCAAUCACCAUUUUCUUGCUUGUAAAUUUGAACGUCUCUUUCUUUGUGUUUCAUUUCAUAACAUUCAAUUCAAGUCCUCACUCAACACCAAAACGCUUCACAUCCAAAAUAUAUACGUUACUUUAUAUAUAAGUCCUGAUUCCUGUAGUGCUUGCUUCCCAUUUGCUCUUCGUUCAUCAUCUUCAUGCUCUGUGAGAUUCUGAGAGACCGCAAGAAGAAGGUGGUGGGGUGGUGACGAUGAUAAUGGGAUUGUCAUCAGAGUUCAGAGUUUUAGCUUUGUUUGCUUUUGUAAUUUCCUUGGUGGGUUUAUUAGCAGCAGAAAGUGGUGAUAAUGGGUCUGUGAGAGAUUACAUUACAUGGGAUGAUUUGACAGUGGACGAAAAUAGCUUAGCCUCGCAAUCUAAGAGUGAUCUUCAAGUUAUUGUGGUUGACCAGAAUGGUAAUGGACAUUCCUCUACAGUUCAAGGAGCUGUGGAUAUGGUGCCAGAUCAUAACACAGACAGGGUGAAGAUAUACAUUUCCCCAGGAACUUACAGAGAAAAGGUGUUUGUGCCGAAGAACAAACCAUAUGUCUCAUUCAUAGGGAAAAGAAAUCAAACACAUGGUGUGGUGAUUACUUGGAACAGCAAGUCAUCAGACAUAGGGUCAAAUGGCCAAGAGUUGGGGACUUAUGGUUCUGCAACUGUAGCAGUAGAAUCUGAUUACUUCUGUGCAAAUAGGAUCACAUUUGAGAACUCUGUAGUUGCACAGGCUGGUGGACGAGGAAUGCAAGGAGUAGCAUUGAGGGUAGACAGUGAGAGAGCCAUGUUCUAUAAGGUUAAAAUAUUGGGAACACAGGACACUCUUUUGGAUAACACAGGAACUCAUUACUUCCUCAAGUGUUUCAUCCAAGGAAAAGUUGAUUUUAUCUGUGGCAGUGCAAGAUCAUUCUAUGAGGAUUGUCGUCUCAAGUCAACAACCGAGAGCUAUGGAGCAAUUGCAGCUCAUCACAGGGAUACACCAAAUGAAGAUACAGGGUUUUCUUUUGUAGGCUGUUCAAUCCAAGGAACUGGUAAGGUCUAUCUUGGAAGAGCAUGGGGAGAUUAUUCAAGAAUAAUAUAUUCAAACUGUUAUAUGGAUGACAUUAUAAUCCCAGAAGGAUGGACUGAAUGGAAUCACCCUUCAAGAAAAAAGACUGCAUUUUUUGGAGAGUUUCAGUGCCAAGGAAAAGGAGCAGAUAGAAGUGGUAGAGUGCGAUGGUCAAAAUCUUUCACCAAUGAGGAAGCAAAGCCUUUUCUGGACAGAAACUUCAUAAAUGGAGAACAAUGGCUUAGAUUGUAGCAUUCAUUUGAACCUCUAGAAGACACAUUAGUCUUGAUCAUCUUCUACAAGGUCCUCUUCACUAGAUUCAUUGCACAUAAGGAAAAGAAAAAAUAAAGGCAUAUGCAUUACCAAAUGUGAAAAGUUUGCCUCUUAUAUUUGUCAAAGCUACAUGUGAGUUACAAGUGUAGAGUUAGAAGUUCAAGUUGUAUUUAUCACAAACAUUAUAGAACAUUUCAUUAUACGUUUCA
This is a messenger RNA of Prosopis cineraria, 1607 nucleotides long. RefSeq names its product pectinesterase QRT1-like. Gene Ontology annotation, molecular function: pectinesterase activity. Gene Ontology annotation, biological process: cell wall modification. The transcript is spliced from 5 exons. The record is from RefSeq and is a predicted model, not a curated record. The coding region runs from base 295 to 1377 and encodes 360 amino acids. NCBI's taxonomy places the organism in Eukaryota, Viridiplantae, Streptophyta, Magnoliopsida, Fabales, Fabaceae.